AAAGAAAAAAAGAAAAAGAAAACUCGCCCACGAAGCAACGUUUUCCCGGUUCCGAGUUCCAACGGUUCGCAUCGAUCUUUUUCGGGUGUCAAACUUCCGAAGCCUUUAAUUAAAUCGCCCGUCCGAUAUCCUCCAAGUAAUCAUUACUCCUCCUUGUCCUUUCGCUACAGCGGCACGCCGAACUCCAGAAAUAUAGAUACAAAACUAGAAGAGAGAGAGUUCUUGGGUUUGGUUGGUGAAGGAUGGCGAGGUAUGAUGGCUUGUGGCCGAAGAAGACUUUGAUCGGCUUAGUGUUGGGGCAGUUCGUCUCGCUGCUCAUCACUUCCACUGGCUUCUCCUCCUCCGAGCUCUCCAGACGAGGCAUCAAUGCUCCGACGUCGCAGUCGUUCUUGAAUUACUUGCUGCUCGCGUUUGUUUAUGGUGCUUUCGUGAUCCACCGGAAGCGACGGCUGCAGAUAGAUUGGUAUUACUAUCUGAUGCUUGCAGUUGUUGAUGUGGAGGCCAAUUUUCUUGUGGUGAAGGCCUAUCAGUACACAUCUUUGACAAGCGUGAUGCUUCUGGAUUGUUGGUCAAUUCCAUGUGUCAUAUUUCUUACCUGGAUGUUCCUGAAAACAAAAUAUGGACUCAGGAAGUUUGCUGGUGUGGCCAUCUGUGUUGCUGGUCUUGUGUGUGUCAUAUUUUCUGAUGCGCAUGCAGGCGACCAUGAAGCGGGGAGCAACCCUGUGAAAGGAGAUAUGUUUGUCAUUGCUGGGUCAACACUUUAUGCAGUUAGUAAUGUUAGUGAGGAGUUACUGGUGAAGAAGGGGGAUAGAAUUGAGUUGAUGGCAAUGCUUGGCACAUUUGGAGCUGUUAUCAGCGCCUGUCAAAUAAGCAUACUUGAACGCAAUGAGCUCAAAUCUAUCCACUGGACGGCUGGUGCAGUGCUACCAUUUCUUGGGUUUGCAUUAGCAAUGUUCUUGUUUUAUUCUACAGUACCUGUCAUACUCAAGAUAAGUGGAUCAACAAUGCUAAAUCUUUCACUGCUGACGUCCGACAUGUGGGCUGUUCUAAUACGCAUCUUUGCUUAUCAUCAGAAGGUUGACUGGAUGUACUUCAUAGCUUUUGGAGCUGUUGCAGUUGGUCUCGUGAUUUAUUCUGGAGGCAACAAAAAGGAUGAAAACAUAGCCCAAGUUGCCGAGGCCAAGGAAAGGGAUGAAGAGUCUGGGUUGAACAAUCUGGUUCAACAAUCUACUACCACAUCCAGGGACCUAAGACCUGGAGAUGUUAACCAACAGUGCUCAACUUCUGGUGGCGUGGCUAAAUAGAUUCUCACUGUAGUAAAUAAGUUUGCCAAAGAAGCUUGGACUAUGCAUGAAGAUAAUGACUGUGGAGGCCGCUAUGGUAUGGUAAGGAUCCUUACUAACCAUCCAUUGAUGUGGAGCGGAUAGCAGUCGCAGCAAAGGCUGCUGUUGAAUUAUAAGAAAUAGUUAGCAUUUCUGAGGAAAUGGAUUGUGCCAGUUGUAUGAUUUAAGAUCUAACACAUCUGCUGCAUUCCAUUUUCUUUUCCUGGCUGGCCACCAUGCUGAUAGCUACAUUAUGAGUUUAUAACUUUAUUGUAUGGUACAUAUAGCAUAAUGUUUCUUGCACAGUUGAUCUGGCUUUUAAUAUACUUAUUUUUACUUAUCCAGAAGGGGAAGGGAAGAAAGAUCACUAUUGUAGUUAUUUC
This is a messenger RNA of Elaeis guineensis (African oil palm), 1705 nucleotides long. RefSeq lists its product as uncharacterized. Gene Ontology annotation, molecular function: transmembrane transporter activity. Gene Ontology annotation, biological process: transmembrane transport. The record is from RefSeq and is a predicted model, not a curated record. Lineage: Eukaryota; Viridiplantae; Streptophyta; Magnoliopsida; Arecales; Arecaceae. Gene Ontology annotation, cellular component: membrane.